Molecule: messenger RNA, 204 nt
Organism: Alternaria arborescens
Lineage: Eukaryota; Fungi; Ascomycota; Dothideomycetes; Pleosporales; Pleosporaceae
Exons: 1
Coding region: 1-204 (67 amino acids)
Source: RefSeq, a predicted model, not a curated record
AUGCGAUCCACGAAAGAUAAAGUCUCCCAAAUCGCAAAGUCAUUCCUUGAAGUGUUCCACAAAUUCUCAGCAGAGGCACAUCUCGCCCUGCGCGCGAUUAUCUGUAUGCACAUCUUCGCCCCAACCUCCCUCGGUGUACCAACCAAGAGCAAUGAGGAAUUUGUAUCUCACCUGACCAACAACAUCAUCUUCCAUCUUCGGUAG